This is a messenger RNA of Coregonus clupeaformis (lake whitefish), 1572 nucleotides long. Its product is annotated as mucin-5AC-like. The record is from RefSeq and is a predicted model, not a curated record. The transcript has 9 exons. Lineage: Eukaryota; Metazoa; Chordata; Actinopteri; Salmoniformes; Salmonidae. The coding region runs from base 1 to 1572 and encodes 523 amino acids.
AUGACAACUAUACCUCCUACAACAACUGCAGCACCUACGAUAAUUGCAGCUCCUACGACAACUGCAGCUACUACAACAACAACUGUAGCUCCUACAACAGUAACCGUAACUCCUAUGACCACUACACCUGCUGUACCUACUACAACAACCACAACUACAGCUCCUACUACAACAAUUGUAGCUGCUAUGACAACCGCAACUGCAGCUACUACCACAUCUACAACUGUAGCUCCUACGAUAUCCACAACUGUAGUUCCUAUGACAACCAAAACUGCACCUACUACGACAACCACAACUACAGCUCCUACUACAACAAUGGCAGCUGCUAUGACAACCGCAACUGCAGCUACUACCACAUCCACAACUGUAGCUCCUACGACAUCCACAAAUGUAGGUCCUACGAACACUACAACUGCCACACCUACUUCGAUAACUACAACUGCAUCUCCUACGGCAAACACACCUGCAGCUCCUACUACAGCCACUAGUGCAGCUCCAACUACAACAACAACUGUAGCUCCUAUAUCCACUACAAGUGUGGUACCUACUACAACAACCACAACUGUAGCUGCUACAACAACAACUGUAGCUCCUUCAACCAGUACAACUGCAGUACCUACCACAACAACCACAACUACAGCUAUUACUACAACAAAUGCAGCUCCUACGACAACCACUGCAGCUCUUACUACAAAAACUGUAGGUUUUGCGACCACUAUAAAUGCUGCACCUACUACGACAACCACAAUUACUACAACAACAACUGUAGCUCCUACAACAGUAAUUGUAACUCCUAUGACCACUACACCUGCUGUACCUACUACAACAACCACAACUACAGCUCCUACUACAACAACUUGCAGCUCCUACUACAACAACUGUAGCUCCUACAUCCACUACAAGUUCAGCAUAUGCUACGACAAUCACAACUCCUACUACAACAAUGGCAGCUGCUAUGACAACCACAACUGCAGCUACUACCACAUCCACAAAUGUAGGUCGUACGACCACUACAACUGCCGCACCUACUUCGAUAACUACAACUGCAUCUCCUACGGCAAACACACCUGCAGCUCCUACUAUAGCAUCUGUAGCUUCUAUGCCCACUACAACUGUCACACCUACUACGAUAACUACAACUGCAUCUCCUAUGACAAACACACCUGCAGCUCCUACUACAGCAUCUCUCCUAUGACAAAUUUGGCUUCUACGACCACUACAAAUGCAGAACCUACUCCAACAACCAUAACUGCAGCUCCUACCACAACAAUAGCACUCGUACGACCACUACAUCUGAAGUACCUAUUACAACAACCACACCUGCAGCUCCUACGACAAGAACUCUCCUACGACCACCACAAAAGCAGCACCUGCAAUGACAACUGUACCUCCUACAACAACUGCAGCUCCUACGAUAAUUGCAGCUCCCACGACAACUGCAGCUACUACAACAACGACUGUAGCUCCUACAACAAUAACUGUAACUCCUAUGACCACUACACCUGCUGUACCUACUACAACAACCACAACUACAGCUCCUACUACAGCAAAUGUAGCUCAUAUGACCACUAA